Messenger RNA from Sphaeroforma arctica JP610, 1447 nucleotides. RefSeq lists its product as hypothetical. The record is from RefSeq and is a predicted model, not a curated record. Bases 89 to 1201 code for a protein of 370 amino acids. The transcript has 4 exons. NCBI's taxonomy places the organism in Eukaryota, Ichthyosporea, Ichthyophonida.
AGAGGAGAACCUGCACCACCAAGGCGCGUCCUUUGACGGUUUAAGCCGUGCCAAUAGCAACUUGGUUGCGCCUCGGCGAACGACAACUAUGUCCGGCUUGGGUUUAGCAGGGUCUGUAGACCCAAUACAGGCAACUUCGCCUGGUCCAAGAAGUCCGAAUGCGGCCAUAGACUCCAUCAGUGACGAGUUUAUGGAGUUCUACGAUGCCGAUGAGCAUCAUCCAACACUGGCAAAAUCCGCCAAUGAAAAGAGUUACUUUGGCAACAAGGGCUCCCCCUCACCUGCGCCACUCUACGCGAGUAAUAGAUACUACCAACAUAUUACACACCAGCCGUACCCCUUACUGGGUGUCCCCAGUUCGCAGUCGUUUGAUCAGCCCUCUCCGCAUCCAGGGGUGACGCGUGUGGGGCGUUUGGGAUCAUUAACAGAAGGUACCGGUUUAGAGCGAUACGGCGCAUCUCUAGAUGGCUCUGUACGGAACUCGAGCAGGGAUGUGGCUACAGGUGGCAAUGCAGAACCACUGGCGCGAGAGGAGGUGCUACCCAAUGAUGGCUUGGAUGGGAACCGACUGCUGACCAAAGCCUCGUCUGUGACUGAGUUGAUGUCAGCCCCGCAGAGUACUACCAGCACCAACCACAGCAACAACGACCAUGUGAACAGAUGCGAGAGAGAGCACAGGAGCGGCACAGGGGAUAGACCCAGCCAGGAGGCGGAUAGUCUACACUCGACGCACCGGCAGUCAGCUGUGAGGAUGCAUAGUGAUGGUGUAUGUAGAGACAGUGACGGUUAUAAAGGCCCUGGAGGAGCGGGGAAUUCCCGGGGGGGUGUGAAUGUACGGGACAGUGGGCUCAAGAGUCUUCUCUCGACCAUUUCGAACCAGACGACGGCGAGUAUGGAGCGGAUGCUCAGUAGUAAUAGCAGUACCAACAGCACACACAGCUUCAGCAACACCGCCAAAACGCAUAACCAGGUCAGUGGUGAUAGGGAUACGGAUUACCCUAUCGAUGACGACCACCUAGACAACAACAAUAACAACACCAAUAACACCAAACAAAGUAGUACCAGCAGCCACGGCAACAGCAGGAGUGGCCGUGGCAGGAAUGUGCGGACGACGGAGUCAACCACGCAUGUGAGCUCUCCAUCGAGACACAGGAGAGAUAGACCCAGGCUGUGUUUAUCACCUGGCGAACCAGAGGACUAGGACUGGCCCAGUCUCUGGUGCUCUGAGCCUCUGGGGCAGAAGACAACUAAAUACUAUCUAGUUCAGGCUCUGGUGAGCUGAGGAGGUACUGGUGGCAUUGCCUAUGGGUAUUGUAUCAUCUAUGCAUCACAUAUUACAAGUUAGAACCCCAAUCGUGCAGUAAGCGGAAGGAGACUCUCAGCCAUGCUGUCCUUUUAGAAGGCUAUGGUGGACUUGAGUUUCAAGUGUGAGAUAUAAAAUUUCGGC